Nothobranchius furzeri (turquoise killifish) is the source of this 927-nucleotide messenger RNA. RefSeq names its product mitochondrial ribosomal protein L54 (gene mrpl54). Gene Ontology annotation, cellular component: mitochondrial large ribosomal subunit. Lineage: Eukaryota; Metazoa; Chordata; Actinopteri; Cyprinodontiformes; Nothobranchiidae. Gene Ontology annotation, molecular function: structural constituent of ribosome. The record is from RefSeq and is a predicted model, not a curated record.
CAGUGUCUCUUCCUUUCCACGAGGGGCAGUGCAGUUCCUCGGGGAGCCGAACUGAAGGCAGAAAACGGAAAAGGACUGAACAAUGAAUGUCAAACUGUAGCAUGGUCUGUUAUUCGUUUGGGUAACACAAAGCAGAAAUGUCUUGCUACAGUUUAUUCCGGUUAGCACCGCCAAGAUGUUUCACGAGCAACGCUGCAAUGUUUCUGAGCAGGAUAAGUAUAUAUCGAAUACCGACAUGUGGAUAUGCUAAGAAAGUUGCGGCCAAAGUGAAGGGUAAAGGCAUGGUGAAAGAGGAGCAGAAGGGCCCAGAGGUGUGUAAAGACCCAGUCAGACUUACAUCCCAUGCAGUGGGGGUAAACAUCUAUAAACAAGGGGAAGAUCCUCUACUAAAGCCUCAUGGGGAAUAUCCUGAGUGGUUGUUCCAGUUGAACUUGGGAAAGGCGAAAAAACUUCAGGAGCUGGAACCCGACACCUGGCAAUAUUGGAGCCGUCUCAGGAAGGAAAACAUUUGGCGUUACAACAGACUACAUAAAGGGAAGAAGUUUUAGAUCAGUAGCUUCUCUCCGUAAACAUUUGUCACAUUCUGGACUCAAAAAGGGACUCCUGUUCAUAAUAAUGAAACUUCUGGACUCGCUUAUUAACUUCCAGUCACACACCAGAUCAUGUGAAGCACACACCUCGCUACGUCAACUCGUCAAAACCAGAAGGAGAUGUUUGCGCUUUUUUUUUAAACAGAUGAAACUACAAAAUGUUUGAUUAAAAAAUCCAGUUUAAAUGUGAAAUUACAGGAAUGUGUGCAAAGAAAAUCCAUCAUUUACUGCAAACUGAAUCAGAAUAAGAAACUAUAACAUCUCAUUUUUAACGAUUUUUUGUCCCUUCUUUACUGAAUUAAAUCACAAACAAAAAUAAACUCAUUUCCAAAACGAA